AUGGCCUUCAUCACUAUCUCGGGAUACCCGUGUUCUGGCAAGACACAGCGCGUCGAGCAGCUUCGUGCACACUUUGAAUCUCGGCUGCAGGAUGCUUCCUACGAGGGUCCGCCACUAAAAGUUGUUGUGGUCUCAGACGACAGCUUGAACCUCUCGCGGAAUGUGUACAACGAUGGGCGUGCUGAAAAACCAGCGAGAGGAGCCCUAUUCACUGCCGUACAACGACAGAUGGGCCAGGAUACCAUCCUGAUAGUAGACUCGAUGAACUACAUCAAAGGCUUCCGGUAUCAGAUGUACUGUGCCGCAAGGGAGCACAAACUACGAGUAUGCACAGUUUUCGUGGUGGCCACACACGAGCAGUGCAAGGAAUGGAAUGCGUCGCGAGAAGAUGGUCGAGCAUACACACCAGAGACACUCGAAAACCUGCUAAUGCGCUACGAGGAGCCGUCAUCCAUGGUGCGCUGGGACUCCCCGCUAUUCACGGUGCCGUGGACGGACCCAGACGUGCCCAUAGACGACAUCUGGAAGGCCGUCACAGAAGGAAACGUGAAGCCACCAAACGCUGGGACCCAAGCCGUACCGAAAGCCCCUACCGAUGCGCUCCGGACGCUCGAGCACACGACCACGACGAUGGUCGCCGCGAUCAUGGCCGAGCAGUCCGCGUCCGGCGGCCUUGGCGGGCCCGUCACGCUCCCCCUUUCCGCGACGUCGAGGCCGCGUGUCAGUCUCCCGCCACGCAACAUAACGCUCUCGGAGCUGCAGCGCUUGAAGCGUCAAUUCGUCACCGUGCACAAGAAGGCGAUCACGCUCGGGACGACGGAGAAGGGUGCGGUGGACUGGAGCGAGGAAAGCAUAGCGGACAAGUUCGCAGUGUACAUCGAAGGCAAUCUGAAGCCGUAG
Trametes versicolor FP-101664 SS1 is the source of this 900-nucleotide messenger RNA. RefSeq names its product chromatin associated protein KTI12. Bases 1 to 900 code for a protein of 299 amino acids. Lineage: Eukaryota; Fungi; Basidiomycota; Agaricomycetes; Polyporales; Polyporaceae. The transcript is spliced from 5 exons. The record is from RefSeq and is a predicted model, not a curated record.